This is a messenger RNA of Lachancea nothofagi CBS 11611, 1344 nucleotides long. The record is from the annotation of a GenBank genome assembly. NCBI's taxonomy places the organism in Eukaryota, Fungi, Ascomycota, Saccharomycetes, Saccharomycetales, Saccharomycetaceae.
AUGACGAUCGACCCUGUGAAGUAUCUGAAAUCGAUCUGUUCGGUCCGUGAGACCACGUCACAAGUGUUCCAGUACGCAUGCAAGAAUCAUGGUGGUAACCACUUCGACUUGGAGCUGUCGCAGAUGGCGCCAGUGGCAGAUUUCCUGUGUUCCAUUAUCGAGCGCGACUAUGGCACCAAUUACGUGCAGAUUCCAUCUCACGGUCGCUGGCAACACCUGAACUACGGGUCGCAGCCUCGUGUGGAGAGUUUGAUCCAACAAUGGACCGAAGCAGGCGUCGACAAGAUCGAAAUCGCCCGGAAACUGAUUGAUCUGUUUGUCCUGAGCGUCCUGGUGGACGCUGGCGCCGGAAACGUGUGGAAAUAUACCAUUCCAGGGUCCGCAAAUGACACCCAACAGCAAGUUGGUCGUUCGGAAGGGUUGGCCGUUGCUUCGUACUACAUGUUUGCGGAAGGCCAGUUUUCCAGCGAUCCCCAGGACUCUUUCAAGGUAUGCGGGUCUGCGCUGGAAGGUUUCUCGCUGCAAGAUUUUGCCAAGGGUUUCCAAAUCUCGAAUGCGAACCCCAUGGACGGCUUCGAGGGCAGGCUACAACUGAUUCAGAGGCUUGGCCGAGCGUUGAACUCCAACGCCGACAUUUUUGGACCAGAAGGCCGUCCGGGUGGGAUUGUCGACUACCUAUAUGGCCUAGCGAAGAAGACCAGUGGUGGCGAGUGCGUCAUUGACUUAGAGGACGUUUGGGAUGCGUUGAUGGCUGGCUUGACAAGCAUCUGGCCUGCUGGCCGGACCGUGGUCAACGGCGAGCCCCUGGGCGACGUUUGGAGCCUCGACACCAAAGCAGACGCAGUCUCGAGUGGUGUGGCGACUGCACCGGAAAACGUCCCUACCGAUCUUGUGACUUUCCACAAGCUCACCCAAUGGCUGUGCUACUCGCUAUUGGUGCCUUUGGAACAGUACGGGCACCAAUUCACCAUCACCAACAAGCAAUUGCAAACGGGUCUCCCCGAGUACCGGAACGGCGGUCUUUUCUACGAUUUCGGAGUUCUGAAGCUCAAACCAGAGGCGCUGGAAAGAGGACUCAAAUUGUCCGUAAAACUCCAAAAACCCAACACUACGCUCCCAACGUUCGAGCCCCAGGACGGCGCAAUUGUCGAGUGGAGAUGUCUGACUAUAGGUCUGCUGGACUACUUACUGCCUAUUGUGAACGAAAAACUGGGCUACCAAUUGUCACUACCACAACUUAUCGAGGCUGGUUCUUGGAAGGCCGGUCGUGAAAUUGCCGCCAAAUUGAGGCCCGAAACCAAUGGUCCUCCGAUAGAUUUACACAGCGACGGAACCGUCUUCUAA